Molecule: messenger RNA, 995 nt
Organism: Ectocarpus sp. CCAP 1310/34
Lineage: Eukaryota; Phaeophyceae; Ectocarpales; Ectocarpaceae
Source: the annotation of a GenBank genome assembly
UCUGCGUGCUACUAGCUGUGGGAGAGGAGACGUUAUGGCUGCACAAGAUGCCCUGUUCGCGCUAGAGUGUUUACCUUCGAAGGUGCUGGACUUCGAGCUUGAAGAUGGUGCUGAGCCCGCGGAGUGCGUAUUGCACCUUACGAACAAUGGCAGUGAAUCGGUAGCCUUCAAGGUUAAGACCACCAAGCCGAAGAGAUACCUAGUCCGUCCAAACCAGGGGGUUGUUGCUCCUUCGGAGGAUUUGCCGGUGUCCAUCGUCCUCCUGGCGCAGGACAAAGUGGGGCUUAUUUCGGAGUUCAUGCAGACCGGUGGGUGCAACGAGACCAACAAGUUCAUGGUGCAGGCAUUGCCGCUGCAGGGCGAGAGUGCCACCGCGGGCGCUGUGCCCCCCGGUCUCUGGGAGGAGGCGAAGGCGAGGGUUCAGCAGAAGAAGUUGGUGGUCCACUUCACCUUCCCGCGGCCGUCGAUACCGCCGUCCUCCGCUGAAACCCUCAAACAGGCAUCGAAUGGGGUUAGGGACGCCAUCGCCGGGGGCAGCAGUCGGUCGAGGUUCGCUACCGGGACCGACGAUGGGUUGCAAGGCGGCGCCGGCGGCGACGGGAGCGACAUGUCGCAAGAUCAGAUGUGGGCUCAGGCUGCGGAGCUCCGGCGAAAGUACGACGACCUAGUAUUGUUCACCAUCAACCUCACGGCGGAGAAGGACUUGAUCCAAAGAUCUCUCGGCGCCACCAAGGAGGAUCUGGCGAGAGAACAGCAAGCUCGCAAGCUGCUCGAGACAAAAAUGAUGGAGCCCGGAGCCAGGCGGCCCGCAGGGAGCGUGGUCGGAUCCACCUCUCCCUCCGAGAGUCGCUCGGGAUUCUCGCUGUUCUUCGUGGUUAUCGUAGCUGCGUUGGCGCUUUUCGCCGGACAAUGGACUGCCGCGAAUGGAUACCCUCUUUUCCCGGGCUCAAAAUCCAACUGAUCUCGAUGGCUGACGCCUGGGGCGGAUUAGGCGG